Molecule: messenger RNA, 876 nt
Organism: Episyrphus balteatus (marmalade hoverfly)
Lineage: Eukaryota; Metazoa; Arthropoda; Insecta; Diptera; Syrphidae
Exons: 5
Cellular component (GO): extracellular region
Molecular function (GO): chitin binding
Source: RefSeq, a predicted model, not a curated record
UCUAAUAUAUCUUUGCAUGCAAAUGUAGGACAAAAAUCUGAUAAGUUUAAUGAUAAGAUUUUUGAUAAGAAUAAUAAGAUUGUUAGUAUAGCAAUUUGCAUAUUAAACCAGAGUGUUUUAAUAUUUUCGGCUGUAAUUUACACAUCUUACACUUUAUGUAACUCUUGUUCAGGUAUUACCGGAAUUGCCUGUGUUGCAAGUGAUCAGUACAGUGUUUGUGUUGAUGGUUUACCUACAACAACGAUAAGCUUUUGCCCAAACGGAACAGUUUGUACAGCUUCCACACCAAUUUGUGGUCCAGCUGAAACUUCUGUAGCCUCAUGUGGAAUGUGUGGCGUUUGUAAUGCUAAUGGUGCAAUUGCUUGUACAAGCUACAACACAUUCGCACUAUGUUAUGGAACUACUGUGCCUGAUUCUGUGAACUUUACAUGCACCGGUACAACAGCUUGUGUUUACGAUGAUCCAGAGAUUUGUGUUGAUCCUGCAAUAUCAGGAAUUGGUGGAACAUGCCCGAUAACAACACCAACACCUACACCAACAACAUCAACUAAUACAACAACAAUUCCAAGUUCGACAAUUAAUCCAUUGAUUUUUUGUUCAAAUGUCACCAGUUCUGGGCGAUUUGAAGAUACUACCGAUCCUACGUGCAAACAAUAUGUUCUAUGUACUUUGUACAAUAGCACCUGGAUCGGAAAUAUUUACGAAUGUCCUGGUUCAACACUUUUCAACUCUACUUCUCGAUUGUGUGGUGUUGAAGUGCCACUCAGAUGUGCGAGUGUUGUUCCAUAAACAUGAACUUCACUUUUAUAUAUAUUCAAAAUGUUUGCUUUGUCAUAUAACAUUAUAGUUUAGUAAUAUGUAAUACAUAAUAUACAU